Molecule: messenger RNA, 2833 nt
Organism: Callorhinchus milii (elephant shark)
Lineage: Eukaryota; Metazoa; Chordata; Chondrichthyes; Chimaeriformes; Callorhinchidae
Gene: daglb
Product: diacylglycerol lipase, beta
Exons: 15
Coding region: 20-2032 (670 amino acids)
Biological process (GO): lipid metabolic process
Source: RefSeq, a predicted model, not a curated record
GGGGGGGGAAGCCGGCGCCAUGCCGGGGCUGGUGGUGUUCGGGCGGCGCUGGGCCCUGGCGAGCGACGACCUGGUCUUCCCCGGAGCCUUCGAGCUGCUGAUCAGGGUCGGGUGGUGGAUUGGGAUCCUAGUUUUCUACUUCACUUAUAAAGAGCAGUUUGAAUGUAAAGGAGGAGAGCAACUCCGCAACUAUCUUCUUGUCUUAAUGGUGCUUCUGGCUGGGAUCAUCCUCAAUUCAUGUAUAAUUGUUGGUGUUAGUAUGCAAGGUACUAUCACUAACCCAGGCCCAAGGCGGGCGAUCCCCACACUGAUUUAUAUUCGUGCCAUUCUCUACUUGCCUGAGGUCAUUUGGGGAAUUCUGGGUAUCAUCUGGGUUAGUGAUGAAAGCUUGGACUGUUCAUCUACUUUGAUUGUUGGUGUUAUCCUAGCCAUCGUUGUCAGCUGGAUUAUCUUAUUUUUCACCCUGGUUGCUGUGUUGGUCGUCUUCGAUCCUCUGGGCAAACCAAAGAAAUUCGAAUACUAUCUGAACCACAACUUGGAGAGCAGUGAGUCGGAUCAGUUGCUGUACAAGGCCAGGACGGUGGCUGCCCGGGUCUGGGAGCACAGGCUGAAGCUGUUGUGCUGUUGUAUUAUGCAGGAUGACGAGGUCCGAACUGCCUUUUCCAGCCUGGGGGAACUCUUCGGUGGAUUUUUUAUGGACACAGACCUGGUGCCCAGUGACAUAGCAGCUGGGUUGUCACUUCUUCACCAAGAGCAGGACAAGAUAGAACAAACCCGGGAGCCUGAGGUGGUCUGUCAUAACCCGGCAGUGGCUACAGUGCCUGAGGAGCUGGAUAUGGAGUUGGACAACGCAGCUCACUAUAUGCUGUUUGCGGUGGCAGCCUAUGGCUGGCCCAUCUACGUCUUUACUAACCCGUUAACUGGAUUCUGUAACCUCAGCCGUGAUUGUCGUUGUUGCAUAAGCCCAGCAGCCGAGUCUGACAUCGUCGGUGGUGAUCACCUUGGCUGCCAUUUGACGUCCAUGAUUAAAAUCACAGGGUUACAGUACCGGGACUUCAUUCAUAUAAGCUUUCACAACAAGAUUUAUGAAAUUCCAUUCUAUGUGGCCCUGGAUCAUAAAACUGAGGCUGUGCUGGUGGCUGUUCGAGGAACUCUUUCGCUUCGGGAUGUUUUGACGGACUUAUCCACAGAAUGUGAAAAUUUGAACAUAGAUGGUAUGUCAGAAGGAUGCUUUGCACAUAAGGGGAUUUUACACGCAGCCAGUUAUAUCUACAGGAAACUGGUUACUGAUGGAAUUCUCAGCCAAGCCUUUGUUAUCGCUCCUGAGUAUAAACUUGUUGUAACUGGACACAGCCUGGGGGCAGGCGCUGCCACAAUCCUUGCUAUAAUGCUUCACAAAUCUUAUCCAGGGCUCAAAUGCUACGCAUUCUCUCCACCAGGAGGGUUACUGAGCAAGACUUUGGCUGAUUACACCAAAGAUUUUAUCAUAUCGGUGAUUGUGGGAAAGGAUUUUGUCCCAAGGCUAAGCCUUUGCAACAUGGAAGAUUUGAAAAGAAGAAUACUAAGAAUAGUUGCCAAUUGCAAUAGGCCUAAGUAUCAGAUUCUCCUGAGAGGAUGUUGGUAUGAAAUAUUCGGUGGAGAUCCAGACAACUUCCCCACUGAAAUGGAGAGUAGGAGGCAGGAGACACUGACUCGCCCCCUUCUUGCAGACCAUAGUCUCAUGGGCCACCGUUCCUCCUCCUACAACAGCCUUCUUGAUGGCUCGCCUCCAAUUUCGCCAUCCAAAAACUAUCCUCUCUUCCUUCCGGGAAAGAUCAUUCAUAUCCAGGAGGAUUACAAUGUAGGAAGCUUCUGCCGCCCUGAAAUAAGGUACCGUGCAGUGUGGUCAGAGUCCUCAGCCUUCAACAGUAUUCUCAUCAGCCCCAAGAUUAUAAGUGAUCACAUGCCAGAUAUUGUACUUAAAGCCCUGACCAGCCUGACUCGAGAAGAACCAUUUAUCCUUUGUGCACCAGGUGGUGGAUCCACGGUCUAGUUCUCAAUGUUUGCUUUAUCAUUGAAUCUGGAGACAACCAGCGCAUUGACGAGCAAAUUGUCUGUUCACCAUUCUGUUUCACUAACUGUCCUGAGAAAGGGUUGAAAUGCACAAAUUGUACUAUUCGUACAUGUUCAGUCUACGGUAAUCUAUCUUUUGAUGUCUGUUUGGUUAACUGCUCUCCGCACCAUGUAUUUAUAUUCUGCUGCAGUUUGGAAGAGAACAAUUUUGUUAUAUAACUGCAUUUUUCAUAUUAUUGGGACUGGGAUACUUUGUAUUCCUUCUUGAAAUGUUGCAUAAAUAGUGGGUGAAUUUCAUUUAAAGGCCUUCCCUCAUUCAUGGAGUCCUGAAUGCAUUUUUUUUGGUCAAAACUAAAAAAAAAACUAAGAAGUAAAACUAUUUGUUUUAGUUUUAAUGGAUUUGAUUGUAUAACAUUUGUAAAUAUAAUGUAAGUUUGACUGAAAUAUAGAUAUUAGUAAGAACUGUUGCACUGGUUAUUAAUAGCUGAUUUAUACCUAUAUAUAUAUUGCAAUUUUUUUGGUAUUCAUUUUUCAUCCUGCUUUGACUGGGGCAUCAGCAUCAGCCUGGAUAACCUAACCUCGUCUGCAGUGCUGGUCCUGAGAGAUUCCAUCUCUCCCUUAUAGAUCUGCUCUUGCCAAGGGAAAUCUCAGUGCAAAAGAAUGUAACACAAGGGACGAUUUGAAAGGUUCAAAUCAGUGCAUCAAAACAAUAUGCAAGCGGGCAGUUUGUUAUAUUAUACUUCGGUGUACAGAAAUAAAAUUGGCUAAAAAACCCCACUAA